AUGAAGAUUGGAUUGAUUGUCCUCAACAGCCUCUUGGCUGGUGCUAUCGCGGUACCUGCUGGAUUGCAGAUUGUACAUGAGAAGCGAGAUACCAGCAACGCGCGAUGGACGAAGCGUGAAGCACUCAAUCCCAAUACCAAAGUUCCAGUCCGCAUUGCCUUGAAGCAGAACAACCUCGACAAGGGCAUGGAUUACCUUCUUGACGUGUCGCAUCCAAAGUCUGCAAAUUACGGCAACCACUACACGGCUGAUCAGGUGGUUGAUCUGUUCGCGCCUAGCCCACCGUCGGUAGCUGCUGUCACGGCGUGGUUGGUCAAGUCUGGUAUCCCAGCUAGCUCCAUCACCGCUUCUAAGAGCAAAGGUUGGCUUGACUUCACGACAACUUCUGGGCAGCUCGAGUCUUUACUUCAAACCUCGUACAACACCUAUCAGCAUGUGGAGGCACGGAAUGUUCACGUUGGGACAGACGAAUAUCGUCUUCCAGAGGAAAUCUCUCAGCACAUCGACUUCAUCACGCCCGGUGUUGUCUUCUCCCCGAUGAAAAAGUCUUCUGGAGCCGAGAAGCGUGGGGAGAAAGGGAUCCGACGAGCCUCCAAGCCUAUUCCGGCAGACAUUGCGCAGAUUCUCAGAGAGAACCCUCUUGCCACCUCGACGUGCGGCUCUGCCAUCACCCCUCAGUGCAUCAGGUCAAUGUAUAACAUCACGGCUGGAACAACAGCUGUUUCCACAAAUGCACUGGGAAUUUUCGAGACCGGGGAUACAUAUGCCCAGCAAGACCUCACAUUGUUCUGGGAGAACUUUGCCACCAACAUUCCAUCAUCUACCGGGCCCAAGGUCGACGAAAUUGACGGCGCUACUGCCCCUACCAGCCCCUUUAACGCCGGCGGAGAGUCGGAUCUAGACUUUGAGAUUGCCAUUCCAAUCAUCUACCCUCAGACUACAGUUCUCUACCAGGCUGCUGUCAAGAAUGAUGAUAUUUUCAACACGUUUCUCGACGCAAUCGACGGAUCCUACUGCACCUUUUCGGACGACGGCGAGACGGGCGACGACCCAACUAUUGACGGCACCACACGAAACGAGCAGUGCGGAUCUUUCAAACCUACGAACGUCAUCUCCUUUUCGUAUGGAACUGCUGAGGCUGACUACCCUACCUACUAUCUCCAACGCCAAUGCGAUGAGUUUAUGAAGCUCGGUCUUCAAGGGAAGAGCAUUGUCUUUGCCAGUGGUGACGACGGCGUUGCUCGUCGAUCGGGUCCUUGCCUCGGCCCAAAGCGCAACAUCUUCACUCCGGGCGAACCCGCUAGCUGCCCCUACGUGACAUCAGUUGGUGCUACAACGCUUCCGUCUGGUAAACAACCGGGCGAUGCAGAGACUGCUGUUACGACCUUCUCUUCUGGUGGUGGUUUCAGCAAUAUCUGGACUACUCCAAGCUACCAAGCCGAUGCCAUAGCAUCUUACUUUGCCAGUCACGACCCCGGCUAUGCUUCCUACAACACUUCCGGCGGUGUAAUUCCCACGACCGGCGGCAUCUACAACAGGGCGGGUCGUGGCUAUCCCGACGUUUCUGCUGUAGGAGAUAACGGCGUCGUUGUCAACAAGGAGGAGGAAGUUCUCGAAGGCGGUACCUCUAUGUCUGCGCCCCUGUUCGCUGGCAUCCUAACUCGGAUCAACGAAGAGCGUAUCGCUGCUGGCAAGAGCCCGAUAGGUUUCGCAAACCCUGCGCUCUAUGCCAACCCCUCCAUGUUCCACGAUAUCACAGUAGGGAACCAAGCAAAGGGCGGCCCCAACGGUGAUUCCGGCGCCAGUGCUUGUGGCAACACGGGUUUCUCUGCUGUUUCCGGCUGGGAUCCAGUUACAGGACUGGGAACACCAGAUUAUCCUGCGCUGUUGGAGUAUUUCCUGGGUCUCGCCUAG
Messenger RNA from Trichoderma reesei QM6a, 1914 nucleotides. RefSeq lists its product as uncharacterized. The transcript is spliced from 5 exons. Gene Ontology annotation, biological process: proteolysis. Lineage: Eukaryota; Fungi; Ascomycota; Sordariomycetes; Hypocreales; Hypocreaceae. Gene Ontology annotation, molecular function: serine-type endopeptidase activity; tripeptidyl-peptidase activity. The record is from RefSeq and is a predicted model, not a curated record. The coding region runs from base 1 to 1914 and encodes 637 amino acids.